Condylura cristata (star-nosed mole) is the source of this 3154-nucleotide messenger RNA. It is a transcript of the gene ERMP1, whose product is annotated as endoplasmic reticulum metallopeptidase 1. Gene Ontology annotation, biological process: proteolysis. NCBI's taxonomy places the organism in Eukaryota, Metazoa, Chordata, Mammalia, Eulipotyphla, Talpidae. The record is from RefSeq and is a predicted model, not a curated record. Gene Ontology annotation, molecular function: metalloexopeptidase activity. The coding region runs from base 46 to 2760 and encodes 904 amino acids. The transcript is spliced from 15 exons.
CUGUCGCGGGGUAGGGCGGUUGGCGUGGUGGUGAGGCUCACGGGCAUGGAACGGGGUUCAGAGUCGGCGGCCGUGAGGCGGCACCGCAUCGGAGGGGAGCGUCGAGAUGGCUCGGCGGCCGCAACACAACAGGAGAAGGAGGCCCUGAAGCAGGAGUCUUUGGUGGACUUGGUCAGCGCCGGCGCCAAGACGCGGAAGCGCAGCUCUGGGCAGAGUGGCGGUGCGAGUCGCGGCGCGGGGACUGGACUGUCGGAGGCGCGCGCGGCGCUGGGGCUGGCACUCUACCUACUCGUGCUGCGGUCUCUCGUGCAGCUCUCGCUGCAGCAGCUUGUUUUACGCGGGAGCUCUGGGGACCCCGGGGAAUUUGACGCACGCCAAGCCAGGGAUUAUCUUGAACACAUUACAUCCAUUGGCCCUAGGACUACAGGAAGUCCAGAAAAUGAAAUUCUGACUGUGCAGUACAUUUUGGAACAGAUCAAACUGAUUGAAGUUCAAAGCAGUAGCCUUCACAAGAUUUCAGUAGAUGUACAGCGACCCACCGGGUCCUUUAGCAUUGACUUCUUAGGAGGUUUUACAAGCUACUAUGACAACAUCACCAAUGUUGUGGUAAAACUGGAACCCAGAGUUGGAGCCCAGCAUGGUGUCCUGGCUAAUUGUCAUUUUGACUCAGUUGCAAACUCACCAGGUGCCAGCGAUGAUGCAGUUAGCUGUUCAGUGAUGCUGGAAGUCCUUCGUGUCUUAUCAACAUCUUCUGAAGUUUUACAUCAUGCUGUCAUAUUUCUCUUUAAUGGUGCUGAGGAAAAUGUCUUGCAAGCCAGUCAUGGUUUCAUUACUCAGCACCCUUGGGCCAGCAUGAUUCGCGCAUUUAUUAACCUUGAGGCAGCAGGGGUUGGAGGAAAAGAACUUGUGUUCCAAACAGGUCCUGAAAAUCCUUGGUUGGUACAAGCUUAUGUUUCUGCAGCUAAACAUCCUUUUGCUUCUGUGGUGGCUCAAGAGGUUUUUCAGAGUGGAAUCAUUCCUUCAGAUACUGACUUUCGUAUCUACAGGGAUUUUGGAAAUAUUCCAGGAAUAGACUUAGCUUUUAUUGAAAAUGGAUACAUUUAUCACACCAAGUAUGACACAGCGGACAGAAUUCUAACUGACUCCAUUCAGAGAGCAGGUGACAACAUUUUAGCAGUUCUUAAAUAUUUAGCUACAUCUGAUAUGUUGGCUGCUUCUUCUAAAUAUCAACAUGGAAACAUGGUCUUCUUUGAUGUGCUUGGCCUAUUUGUGGUUGCCUACCCAUCUCGAGUUGGCUUAAUAAUUAAUUCCAUAGUGGUUAUGGCUGUUGUUUUGUAUCUGGGCAAAAAAUUGUUGCAUCCCAAACAUAAGACUGCUAACUAUACAAAGGACUUCUUUUGUGGACUCGGCAUCACUCUGAUAAGCUGGUUUACUAGCCUGGUUACCGUUCUCAUUAUAGCAGUGUUCAUCUCUCUUAUUGGACAGUCACUAUCAUGGUACAACCACUUCUAUGUCUCUGUUUGUCUCUAUGGAACUGCUGCUGUAGCUAAAAUAAUCUUUAUACAUACUCUUGCAAAGAGAUUUUAUUAUGUGAAUGCCAGUGACCAGUAUCUGGGAGAAGUAUUUUUUGACAUCUCGCUGUUUGUUCAUUGUGGUUUCCUUAUAACUCUCACUUACCGAGGACUUUGCUCAGCAUUUAUUAGUGCUGUCUGGGUGGCAUUUCCAUUGCUUACAAAGCUCUGUGUGCACAAGGAGUUUAAGCAUCAUGGUGCCCAAGGAAAAUUUAUUGCAUUUUACCUUUUGGGGAUGUUUAUCCCAUAUCUUUAUGCCUUGUACCUCAUCUGGGCAGUAUUUGAGAUGUUUACCCCUAUCCUUGGUAGAAGUGGUUCGGAAAUUCCACCAGAUGUUGUGCUGGCUUCCAUCCUGGCUGGCUGUACGAUGAUUCUCUCUUCCUAUUUUAUUAACUUCAUCUAUCUUGCCAGAAGCACAAAAAGAACCAUGCUAACUUUAACUGUGGUGUGUUCAAUUACAUUCCUCCUUGUUUGCAGUGGAACUUUUUUCCCAUACAGCUCCAGCCCUGCAAGUCCGAAGCCAAAGAGAGUCUUUCUUCAGCAUAUGACCAGAACCUUUCAUAACUUAGAUGGAAACAUAGUUAAACAGGACUCUGGAAUAUGGAUUAAUGGGUUUGAUUAUACUGGAAUGUCUCACAUAACCCCUCACAUUCCUGAGAUCAAUGAUACCAUCCGAGCUCAUUGUGAGGAGAAUGCGCCUCUUUGUGGCUUCCCUUGGUAUCUUCCAGUGCACUUUCUGAUCAGGAAAAACUGGUAUCUUCCUGCCGCAGAAGUUUCUCCAAGAGUGCCUACUCAUUUUAGACUUGUAUCCAAAGAACAGACACCCUGGGAUACUAUUAAGCUGACAUUUGAAGCAGUAGGACCAAGCCAUAUGUCAUUUUAUAUUCGAACUCACAAAGGAACAACACUUUCUCAGUGGUCUCUUGGCAGUGGUACUCCUGUCACAAGUAAAGGAGGGGACUACUUUGUAUUUUACUCCCAUGGACUCCAGGCUUCUGCAUGGCAAUUCUGGAUAGAAAUUCAGGUCUUGGGAGAACAGCCUGAAGGGAUGAUCACUGUGGCCAUUGCUGCCCACUAUUUUUCUGGGGAAGACAAGAGAUCCUCCCAGCUGGAUGCUCUGAAAGAGAAGUUUCCAGAUUGGACAUUUCCUUCUGCCUGGGUGUGCACCUACAAUCUUUAUGUGUUUUAAUUUGUGGAUGAGUUCUAAGUCAUGCCCAGUGAGAUACUACUCCAUGUGACAUAAUUUGCCCUAUGUUACACAGAAGAAACGUAAGUCAAUGAAUCUUAAUGAGUAUAAGUUUUAAAAGAGAUUUGUGAGUUCACACCCUUACAAGGACAAAGUGCUGUAAUGGUUCCACUGUGGGGUAGUGACACAUAGUCUUUUCAACACUUGAAAUGCUAGUCUUGUAGCAUGUAAGUAUAUGUGGGUAUUGCCACCAAACAAAUUUUGUAUGGACAGAAGCCAACAAACCACUUCUGUAGUUAUCUCCUUAGGCUGGCGAAAGAUGUAUGAGGUAUUAUUGCAAGACCAUUAUUCAGGAGACAGAUGUCAUUGCCAAUUAAAGCCUGAGACCAUUCGUUGU